Chondrus crispus (carragheen) is the source of this 2067-nucleotide messenger RNA. RefSeq lists its product as hypothetical. The record is from RefSeq and is a predicted model, not a curated record. Gene Ontology annotation, molecular function: protein binding. NCBI's taxonomy places the organism in Eukaryota, Rhodophyta, Florideophyceae, Gigartinales, Gigartinaceae. Bases 1 to 2067 code for a protein of 688 amino acids. The transcript has 3 exons.
AUGCCGCCUCACGACAAGCCUCCGACUCAUUGGCUGCAGACGAAAGCAAAUGGACUGUCUCGACUUUUGGAGAGUGUGCCCUUCUAUGAUAGAAAUCCUCCUACACAAAGCAUGCCAGUCCCGAUUGCAGGCUCUCCCUCAGUCUUCUGCCCCAAUAUCGGCAAGCCCACCUCGCCAUCCGCGUUUGCUCCUCCCACCGGUUAUGCACCGGCCAUGUUCAAGCUCAAACAAUCUCGCUCCUCAUCCGCCGCAACACCCCCGCCUCAAGCCUCUCAGCAUCUCAUCAUAUCCUCGAGGUUCAAUCCAAUCAUCAACGUCACCGCCGCUCCCCCUGCGCAAUCUUCUAACUUGGAUCUCGCAUCAAACUUGGCAAGCCUCGAUUCUUUGCCCUUAGCUUCCGCAGAGCAGCCAUCCUCUCCGACAACUCCAUCCUUCGCACAUUCAGCCCCGGUGCAGAUUCCACGUCCCUCCGCUUCCCGCAUCCCUGGAGAUUCUCGUCCCCCCAUCGACCCUUCCUUGGGUGCGUCCACUGCACUUGGUUCCCACAUCAUCUCGUUUUCACCCACUGCAGCCAUCCCCCAGUCCAUGCCGAGCCUCACGCCCAGCUUUCCCGCAACCUUGUUUGGAGGCGUUUCGGCCGAGGACGAGCAUGUAACUGUCUGGGAACCCCAGACUGGAAAGACUGUCGCAGGAAACGCUGCUCCCUACAGGCGUAAUCUUGCCACCUGGUUGCAAGGACAUCCCGGUUGGGAGGAAAAAGCCGAUGAGCUCAAGUCAUCGAAGAGGCGCUCAGCAGCACGUAGAUCGAAGAGCGCUGCAGAUUCUUUCGCGGCCCUCUGCUGUUAUCCCGUUGCCAGCUUUCUCGCGAGCGAUGGAGCGAGAUGCUUGGAAGCACUCGGCGAUGAAGAUUUCUGCACCGAGGAGGCCAUGAUGACUUGGACGGCCGACGAUUUUGUUCGACUUCAGGAAGCGCUGUUCCGUCUUGGACAAGAAUGUCAUGCGCAACAGUGCAACCCAGCGGAACUCGAUGACAAUCGCUGGGCCGAUGUGGCUAGCCAGAUAGGGGGUGCAAAGUUGCAGGGCACGAUAGUUUCGUGUGCGCAUCACAUGUUGACGCGUGGAAUCGCGAAGAGUAAGCGGGAACUGGCAGGCAACACAAGCAUGCCAGGCUCAUUUAGUUUCGUUUCGUUUGGCGGCGUGGACUACGCAGGGGUGGAUGCGCCUGCAUCGGUGGGCUCAUAUGAGAAUGACGGGGCCGGGUUUGAGGCCUUUGCUCCCAAUUCUUUGCCUUCUUUCCGUGGGAACUUGGGUGCCUCAUUUCUCGAAAAAUCAUUUCGCGCACCUCGUGAACCUCGUGUGACGGUGUGGAAUCCCAGCAAUGGCCGGACGAUCUCCGGAAAUGCGGCUCCGUAUCGCAGAAAUCUUGAAGCUUGGAUGCUCCAACACCCGGGGUGGUGCCCAAAAGAAGAGGGUCAGUUGAGCUCUUCCCGCAGAAAUCGCAGUCGAAAAGUGCGACCAUCAAGCGUCCCGACUGCUAGUGAAGGGGAAAUGGAGCACGAGGCACUGGAGGGGUUGCUAUUCCUUGCGAGGAGCCCGUCUGCCGAUAUGUCAAGUGGCACGGCAGCAGCCCAGCUUGGAAAGCAAAUGGGAAAGGUCCGAGGGGGAAGGAAUGGGGCUCAGGCGAUAGACGUCAAUUCGGAUAGGAAGAAGCUCGGUAACACCGCGGCGCAACGCGGGCGAGAUACAGUGAUGGAGGACUGUAUUGCGGGUGGGCGAGGGGCGUGUCUUCGCCGCGGGCGAGCAAGGUCGCGCAGGCGCGGCGAAUGUGCGAAAUACAGCGGUGUAGCGCGACUCUCUCUUUCCCUCGCCCUCGCGGCGGCGGCGGCGGCUCAAAGAUGCGACGCGGCCGCGGUUACAGUUGCGCCGCGGCGGCGCGCGGGGGGCUGCCCCGCGGGGGGCUGCCCCGCGCCCCGUGCCCCGGUGCUCCUCUCUUCCGCGCGCGCAAGUGUAAGCACGGAAGCGACCGGCUUUCACGCGUGCGCGGCGGCGGCGAGUCGCGAGUCGUGA